AAGAGAUUGAAAUGGGAAUAUUGUGAAUUGUGUUGUUGUUUUCAUGAUGAGAAGCGCUGGAUUCUUUCGUUCUAGUUGUUCCAAGUGGUUAUUACAUAAAGUUGAUGCACCAAAUGUUACUAUCAAGCGUCAUUGGGUUACAGAAACUUCUACAGGACUAAAAAGGACGGCACUUUAUGAUUCUCACCUAAAGUAUGGGGCAAAGAUGACCGAGUUUUGUGGAUACGAAAUGCCCUUACAAUAUAACGAUGGUAUAAGAGAUAAUCACUUGUUUGUAAGAAAGUCUGCUGGUCUAUUCGAUGUAUCCCAUAUGGGUCAAGUUCGUAUUUAUGGUCGACAUAGAGUUUCCUUUUUGGAGCGCCUAGUUGUAGGAGACAUAGCUGCACUUCCACCUUAUCACGCUGUCUUGUCUUUACUAACCAAUGAACAAGGAGGAAUCAUCGAUGAUACGAUAGUUACCAAUAUGGGUGAUCAUAUUAAUAUGGUGAUCAACGCUUGUUGUCGUGACAAAGAUAUGUCCCAUUUACAACAUUAUGCAGAACAGGCACGAAGUAAAGGUGAAGAAGUGAUCGUCGAACUACAAGAACAAAGAGGAUUAGUAGCAUUACAAGGUCCCAAUGCUAUGAAAGUGUUAUCGAAACAUGUUACUGAAGACUUGAGUAUGUUGUAUUUUAUGAAUGCCCGAAUGAUGUGGGUAGAUGGUGUGGAGUGUUUGGUGAGUCGUUGUGGUUACACUGGGGAAGAUGGAUUUGAGAUAUCGGUUCCUAAUGAUUCCAUUCAAAGAAUAUUUGAUGGAUUAUGUGAUUCUUCUAUGGUUAGGCCAAGUGGAUUGGGAGCUAGGGAUAGUUUGAGAUUAGAAGCUGGUUUAUGUUUGUAUGGAAAUGAUAUGGAUGAUCGCACUACUCCAGUAGAAGCUUCUCUUAGUUGGACGAUUGCAAAGAGUCGUCGCGAAAGUGGAGGAUUCUUGGGAGAUAAAGUUAUAUUGAAGCAGUUGAAAGAAGGAGUCGAACGCCGUAGAGUGGGAUUCCUAUUACAAGGAGCUCCUGCUCGAGGUCAUGAAAGUAUCUUGGUGGAUAAUCAAGUUAUUGGACAAGUCACAAGUGGUGUCUUUAGUCCAUGUUUGGGUAAACCUAUUGGAAUGGGUUAUGUGGAAAAGAAAUGGGCAAAGUCAGGAACGUGCAUUCAAAUAGAAAUAAGACAAAAACAAGUUUCAGGUGAACUUGUCAAAAUGCCAUUUGUUCCCAAUCAUUACUAUAAAGGAAAUUAAAAGUACUCUCUUCAUGAUGUCCACGAAACCUAAAGUACUUGCUUUAUAUCGACAUAUGUUGAGAUGUAUCAAAACUUUACCUCCGGAAGUACAGCCUUACUAUAAGUAUUAUGUGAGACAGGUAUGUGACUAUGGCUUUUCACUAGAAAAAGUCACUCACUUAUGAUGGUUGCGGAGUACACAGCAGUUCAAUAGCCACGCAGAUGAGAUAGAGGAAGAAAGAGUGGAAGAAAUAGUAUCCAAGUCACGUUCUUAUAUUCCAUAUAUAUUAAACAAAGUAAGUUGUUU
Galdieria sulphuraria is the source of this 1555-nucleotide messenger RNA. Its product is annotated as aminomethyltransferase. The record is from RefSeq and is a predicted model, not a curated record. The coding region runs from base 44 to 1267 and encodes 407 amino acids. Gene Ontology annotation, cellular component: mitochondrion. Lineage: Eukaryota; Rhodophyta; Bangiophyceae; Galdieriales; Galdieriaceae. Gene Ontology annotation, biological process: glycine catabolic process. Gene Ontology annotation, molecular function: aminomethyltransferase activity; protein binding. The transcript is spliced from 5 exons.